AAAAUAUGGCUACAAUUGGUUGCCAUAACAGAAAAAACUGUCGCUUUUCUUCUUCAUUCUAAUCCAGAUAUUUUAUAUUUUGUUGCAAAGUUAAAAACUUUGGAACAUUUUGUUACUCAGAUGUUUCCUAUUCCUAGUGCUAAGUUAUAAUCACCCCUUUGCAAAAUUCUUCUUUAAAAAUGGCAGCAAUUGCAGCAAAUAGAGUAGGAAUAGGACAAAUUUGUCCCACUUUCAAUACCCUUAAUCCUAAAAAAUCUCACACUCAAUUUCUGGGGAAACCCCUUUUGUUUAAACCCCAAUUGAGUUCAUUAUCCACCUUGAAAUCAAGGAAAAGAUGUAUGGUUUUCGGUGCCGGGUUUGAGUUGUUUGACCCAGUUCGAGACCUUUUUGUGGGUGUGGGAGUUGGGUUACCUUGUACAGUUAUGGAGUGUGGAGACAUUAUUUAUAGGAGCACUUUACCAAGGUCUAAUGGGUUAACACUCACUGUUCCUGGGGUGAUUUUGGCUCUUGGGACAGUUUCUUACCUUUGGGCUACCCCUGGUGUGGCUCCUGGGUUUUGGGAUAUGUUUGUGCUUGCUUUUGUUGAAAGAAUUUUCAGACCCACUUUCAAAAAGGAUGAUUUUGUGUUGGGAAAGAAAUUGGGAGAAGGGGCUUUUGGAGUUGUUUAUAAGGUUUCUUUAGCCAAUAACAAGAAGCCGUCUGUGAAGGAAGGUGAUUUGGUCGUGAAAAAGGCUACUGAGUAUGGUGCUGUAGAAAUCUGGAUGAAUGAGCGUGUGCGAAGGGCUUGUGCUAGUAGUUGUGCUGAUUUUUUGUAUGGUUUCAUGGAGAAAUCUUCUAAGAAGGAAGGUGAAUAUUGGCUUAUAUGGCGUUUUGAGGGAGAAUCAACACUAUCUGAUUUACUGACGAGCAGGGAAUUCCCUUACAAUGCUGAAACAAUGAUUCUUGGAAAAGUACAAAACUUGCCAAAGGGAUUAGAGCGGGAGAAUAGAAUCAUACAAACAAUAAUGAAGCAACUUCUAUUUGCGUUGGACGGUCUUCACUCAACUGGAAUUGUUCACAGAGACAUAAAGCCUCAGAACAUUAUUUUCUCUGAAGGUACCCGUACAUUCAAGAUUAUUGAUCUUGGGGCUGCAGCAGAUCUACGAGUAGGCAUUAACUAUGUUCCCAAAGAGUUCCUUUUGGAUCCAAGAUAUGCUGCACCAGAGCAAUAUAUCAUGAGCACUCAAACUCCUUCAGCACCAUCACCUCCUGUGGCUGCUGCACUUUCCCCAGUCCUAUGGCAGUUAAAUUUGCCGGAUAGAUUUGACAUAUACAGUGCUGGUCUCAUAUUCCUUCAAAUGGCCUUCCCUUCAUUGCGUUCUGACAGUAACCUUAUCCAGUUCAACCGUCAGUUGAAGAGGUGUGGAUAUGAUUUAAAUGCAUGGAGAGCUUCAGUUGAGCCACGAGCGGCACCUGAUCUCAAAAGAGGCUUUGAGCUGUUAGAUUUAGAUGGAGGGAUUGGAUGGGAGUUGCUGACUUCUAUGGUUCGAUACAAAGCACGACAACGGCUGAGUGCAAAAGCUGCCCUAGCCUACCCAUAUUUCGAUAGGGAAGGCCUCUUGGCUUUGUCCUUCAUGCAAAAUCUUAGGUUGCAGUUAUUCCGGGCCACCCAAAAGGAUUAUGGUGAGGCUGCAAAAUGGAUCACUCAGUUGAUGGCCAGAUCAGGAACAACAAAGGAUGGUGGAUUUACAGAAGCUCAGCUGCAGGAACUCAGGGAGAUAAAGCCACAAAAGAAGGGAGGUGCACAAAGAAACGCUCUAGCAUCGGUUCUCCGGAUACAGAGAAAGAUCAUUAAAACACUUAAUGAGAGCAUCGACGAACUCAACCAGACAAGGAAGAGCAUGUGGUGGAGCAGGUGGAUCCCUAAAGAGGAGUGAGGACUGUAUAUAUACUAUAUACAACAAGUUGACUUUAUCUGUAAAGUUUGUAAAUCUUUUAACUGUUAUCUGGUCCAGACUUAAAGUGGUUGCUGUCAGAUUUUUUUUUCUUAUUGGAUAUUUGUUAUGGAUUUUUUCAUAUACAGUUAGCAAUUAUGUACAGGUUACACUGUAGUGAAUUCAGCACUAUAAUUCAGAACAUUCACUGUCAGAAAAGAAACAGAAGAUUGCAUACAUGUCUAGGUUGUUUUAUACAUUUGCAUAAUUUUAAUGUUACUGCAACUGUUGUCUUCUGCA
This is a messenger RNA of Chenopodium quinoa (quinoa), 2213 nucleotides long. RefSeq names its product serine/threonine-protein kinase STN7, chloroplastic-like. The transcript has 10 exons. Bases 180 to 1916 code for a protein of 578 amino acids. Gene Ontology annotation, biological process: protein phosphorylation. Gene Ontology annotation, molecular function: protein kinase activity; ATP binding. The record is from RefSeq and is a predicted model, not a curated record. Lineage: Eukaryota; Viridiplantae; Streptophyta; Magnoliopsida; Caryophyllales; Amaranthaceae.